AUGCUCUCAUUAAACACGACUGUUCCUCUUGCGUUUGACUUUCUUCAUACAGAAGACUACUUCAUUUUUCUGUUCCAUAUUCUCUUCGCUACUAGUUCGGUCUUUCUCGCUGGCUCAGUGGUAAUUGGAAUAUUGAGAACGAAGUGUCUUAGAAUUCAAAACAGAUUCAUUUUCAUGCUCAAUACCAGCAUUAGCGACACGCUCACCGGCUUCUCUGUGUAUUAUCUUGGUCUUUUUGAUGUGCAGGAGGGAUACCCAUCAAGGAAUGGUACAUUUUACAUUCUGCCUUCUUUUCUUGGAGUAAACGUCCUUACUUUUCUGUUUGCACAGAUUGACCGCUACUUGGCUGUUUGCCAUCCUUUCUUUUAUAGUCGCUACAUCAUGCGACCGGUUGUCAUUGGAGUUUGUGCAUAUUGUUGGGUUCACACGUAUCUUAUACUCCUGGUGCAAGCCAUCGUCCCCGUUUCAAAAGCUGCACAAAUAAACGCGUUUUGCGUUGUAGCUUUACAGGUAAUUGUGAUCACUAAAGUAAUCAUGACUAUAAAGCUAUAUGUGGUGGCAAGAUACCAACUUGCACGGGAUCCACCAAGUGCCGAAAAUGAAAACAAGAAAGAAUCGUUGAGAAUCAUAAUAUUUGUCGUCGUAUGUUUCUUAAUACUGUGGUGUCCCUCCUUCAUUAAUAUUGUUGUGAAGUAUCUGACUUUUCACGGCAUAAGAUUCAGGAACGAAGCUACUAACCUUUUUGCCAUCAUGGCACGAUUUAACGCACUUAGCACGCCUGCGCUGUAUGUCUGGGGGAGCCCAGCGCUGCGUGAGUCUGUAAAGAAAAUCGGGUGGGGAAGAAUGUGUCCAAACAGGAAAAUAAGGUAG
Molecule: messenger RNA, 870 nt
Organism: Megalops cyprinoides (Indo-Pacific tarpon)
Lineage: Eukaryota; Metazoa; Chordata; Actinopteri; Elopiformes; Megalopidae
Product: G-protein coupled receptor 183-like
Exons: 1
Coding region: 1-870 (289 amino acids)
Biological process (GO): G protein-coupled receptor signaling pathway
Cellular component (GO): membrane
Molecular function (GO): G protein-coupled receptor activity
Source: RefSeq, a predicted model, not a curated record